AUGGCUUUAGACGACAUUGGGGUCUUCGAGGCGGCUGGCUUCCAGCGAGAUCAAGUUGGCAUGCUGGCCACAUAUGGUUUCGUUGACUUUCCAGGUGUGCGCACCUUGCUGCGAGGCAUAGCCGAGCGCUUGCGUCCAGGUUGUGUCGACCUUCGGCAGGCUUUGGCCGGAAUGCGCUUCCUGGAUCUGGGUUCUGGUGAUGGCCGUGCAGUCAUUGGUGCCGCUGUUUUGGCACCGACGUUGGUAGAGUCUUCCGGCGUCGAACUCUCUCUAUCCCGCCACGAGCUGGCUGUCCGAAACAGGUGCCGACUCCCUCAAGGGAUCCAAGACAUUGUGCAGUUUCAGCAGAUCGACAUUUUGCAGGUGGAGCCGACGCGACUGGGCGCCACUGAGAUUGUGUGGCUGGCCAAUCUGCGUUUUCCAGAUGAGACAGUGGAAGCUAUCAACAACUACUUGGAAGAGCACUGUGCAAAAGAGGUAGAUGCAGUCGUCGCAACGCUUCGCAAGUGUUCCUUUCGUCGCGAGCAUGAGAGCUGGACGAUGGAGGUCUCCAUGAGUUGGAACCCGGAGGGGUGGCCAGUCUACUGCUACUACUUGCCAUGUGCGACAGGAAAAGUGCAUCUCUGCUGUGUGAGCCGGUCAGAUUGA
Molecule: messenger RNA, 648 nt
Organism: Symbiodinium sp. CCMP2456
Lineage: Eukaryota; Dinophyceae; Suessiales; Symbiodiniaceae
Source: the annotation of a GenBank genome assembly